This is a messenger RNA of Danaus chrysippus (African queen), 519 nucleotides long. The record is from the annotation of a GenBank genome assembly. Lineage: Eukaryota; Metazoa; Arthropoda; Insecta; Lepidoptera; Nymphalidae.
AUGAAUAUCACGGUGCAUCUGGCUUUGGUGCUGGUGAUUCUGCUGUCGGUGGAGUCAGCUCCUGAUGGAAGGUUCAAUAGGAAACAGGAGCGUCCAACACGAGGCUUGGUAAACUUCAACACUCUAGCAGCCCGCAGCUUCGGAAAACGUGACAGGAUUGAACGCGACGUCAAUCAACAGACUCCACCAGAGCGCACUAAUCGUGGUACACCCACAUUUAAGAGCCCCUCUGUUGGAAUCGCUAGAGAUUAUGGCAAAAGAACGCCAGAUAUGGAAUCGGAAGAAGAAGUUGUCAGAGUGAUAAGAGGAAGUUUCAAGCCAAAUGCUAAAAUACUUAUUGCACGAGGAUAUGGCAAGAGACAAGAAGAGCCCACAGGAGAGGAAGAAAUUAGAGUGACUAGAGGAACAUUCAAUCCCCAUUCUAAUGUACUUAUUGCUAGAGGAUACGGAAAAAGGGAGUCAAGAGAUGAAGGUAUCAUAGGCAAAAAAACACUCACAAAAUUGCCAAAAUACCACUAA